Anthonomus grandis grandis is the source of this 22974-nucleotide messenger RNA. RefSeq names its product synaptogyrin. Bases 191 to 868 code for a protein of 225 amino acids. NCBI's taxonomy places the organism in Eukaryota, Metazoa, Arthropoda, Insecta, Coleoptera, Curculionidae. The record is from RefSeq and is a predicted model, not a curated record. Gene Ontology annotation, cellular component: synaptic vesicle membrane; neuromuscular junction. The transcript has 5 exons.
CCUUAAUAAUUAAUAGUUAUUUACUAAUUUAUUAAAUACAUUAAUAAGAAUAAGAAUCAUUCUAAAACCCUAAACUGGUUAAAACCUUAAGUUAAUUAUAAUAAAUAAUAAAAUGACCUGAACGGAAUGAAACUAGUUUGACGUCUGAGCAAGCGCGCCGUAGGAUUAAAAUUAAAAUCAAAAUCAAAACAUGGAGGGUGUCGGUGCGUACGGUGGUGGCAAAGCAGGGGGUGCAUUUGAUCCGAUUUCUUUCGUUCAAAGGCCUGCGGUUAUUUUAAGGGCUGUCUGUUGGCUUUUCUCUAUAAUUGUCUUUGGGUGCAUUUCAUCUCAAGGUUGGCAGCCAGUUGACAAGAAACUAGUCUGUCUUUACAAUGGAGAUGCAGAUGCAUGCAACUAUGGGGUGGGAAUUAGUGUCAUAGCAUUCCUUGCCAGCAUGGCAUUCUUGGUGGGAGAGUAUCUUUUCGAACAAAUGUCUUCUGUAAAGACUAGAAAGCAUUAUGUGCUAGUCGACUUGGUAUUUUCAGCAUUCUGGGCUUUUCUUUAUUUUGUUGGAUUCUGGUAUCUGUGCAACCAAUGGGCAAAGUCCAAUGACCCACCAAGUGGAAUUGGAGUUAGCAAUGUUAGGGCAGCCAUAGCCUUUUCGUUCUUCUCUAUCUUUGCAUGGGCCGCAAGCGCUUUUCUAGCGUUCCAGCGGUUCAAACAAGGCUCAGAUGCAGCAUUCGCUUCAAACUUUGAAUCUGAUAACAUGCAAAACGCGUAUCCCUCUUAUCCGGGUGGACCGGAAACGGAUCAACACUACCAAGAACCUCCAUUUUCCGCUGGACCCAACUCUAGAGGUCCAGGAGAUUUUCAGGCGCCAGCCUAUUGAGAAAACCCAGCUAGUCAAUAAUGAAGCUGCCCAAAAAAAAAAGUAAAUUAUAUUUGAUUCACAAGUAUUUAGCACUCGAUGGUAAUUUUGAAUAUUUUGUACUUAUUUACAGUGUAUUCAACACAAUUAGAGGACAAAAUCAAUUUUCAUUAUCCUCAUGUAUACUUUUCAGUAUUUUCAUGGCCUGAUUUUGUAGGCGUGGUUGAAUGCAGCCAUCAGCCUAUUUUACUUGUAUGUAUUACAUAUAUAUAUAUAAUCUUGAAACGAGCCCAAAGUGUUGAAAAAGAUAUUUAUAUAGCAUUGUUCAAUGUACAGUCAUAAGUAUAUAUUUAUGUCUAAAGAUGCAUAUAGUUUUAGUAUUAGAAGCUUCGUAGGAGUAUGUUAAGAGCCUUUUAUAGGAAGAUACUUUUUGGUUUUGGAGCACUUAACGUAAUACUUGUUAGACUAAAAUGGCCAAACUAACUCACUAUUAGAGAAUUUGAUCUUUAAUAUAGCCGCAGCCAGAUACGUUUAACAAAAAAAUAAGUCUAAAGAAAUGUGAGAGGAUAAUAUGCAAGAGAAUAUGUUGCAUAAUUGUUAAUAAAGUUUAUAUGAAUAAUCGGAAAUACCAACUAACGCGGUGUGUUCUAAAGUAAACAGUCCAUUUUUUUAUUUAAAACUGUCUUCUUCGCAGUCUAUACAAAUUUGCAUGAUCUAAAAGAUUGAGCGUGAAAAAGUCGCAUGGUAUCAAAUCAUGGUAUUAUGGGGAGUAUUAAUGUUUAAAAGCCGAUUUACAACGCAGUCCAAACCUGCUAUUGGUUUAUCUUCGUCAAAUCUAUUAGCUAAUCCUGCCUUUUUGGCAAAUUGAUAUGAUAAUUUCCUGACAGCAGUGGUGGUAAUUCAAAGAAUGCUCCACUAAUUGUUUUUAUAUGGCUUGAAAUGACUGAGAUUUACAGGAACACUCUUGAAGUGAAGACGAAGUGUGGCCUGCGGCACGUUGAAUGUUUUCUUUGACGAUUUAAAAGGCCUUCGCCAUGUCUGCCUUUCAUUAAGAAUGAUGCAUAUACUUUCGUCGAUAGUUGCCAGGCUUCCUGAAAAAUAAAUAGGAUUUUAAAAUACUAUACAUACUAUGUCAACUUAAGCCGACGGUUACUACGUCAUCGCAGUUGGCAGUUGGCAGUUGAGUUGCAGUUGGCAGUUGGGCAGUUGGCAGUUGGGCAGUUGCAGUCAAAAACGGCAAAUCUACAAACCUACUAACCAAAGCAGAAUACCAAAAACCAACCAGAAACGGCGGAAAACAGCGUUAACUCGCCCCCCAUAGUCAGCGGGGGGCCGAACCACCGACGUCAAAGACGCCAGAGCACGAUAGACAAUGAAAACCGAGAAGAACUAGAGCGGGGUAAGUCUCUAGCUGGCACUCCUUACCCCGUCCAUAAACCUCUCCUCGAACGGAGAUACCAAAAAACUCCCACCCAGUCCUCAAAUCCUGCCCCAAACAUGGAAGCAAAUAGUGCUGUAUUCAGUGCUGAGGUCUAUAAAGACAUCUAGCACUUCACUUGAGUUUCAAAUAAAAGACCUGCAAUCGAGCAUUGAAGAAAAAAAUUUAAAACAUAAAACGCUCGAAAGCGAAAAUGAGAGACUAAAAAACAAACUUAAGAACACUGAGGAAGAGAUCGAUCUCCUCAAGGAUCAAGUCCGCAUCUUCAAUGCUCAAUUGCGGGAAACUAAUGAUAAUAUGGAGAAAAUAUUAAAAAUAAACGAACAGCUCGAAAAUGAUAAUAAAAACUUUGCUGAGCAGCUGGGUACGCUGAGGGACCAGCUAAACGAUAAUGAAAAAAACAUAAAUACACGUAAAAGAUCCAGAAAAGAGGCAAACAUCUCCCCGCGAGAGGAGGAGAUGUUACAAUCUGAAGAUUCUGAAUCUAACACUGACACGGAAGAACCUGGUCCCUCAGCGCGCCCAGAUGCUGUAAUAAACAGCAAACUGGGUAAGCGGGACACACAACCUCAAAAAAACCCACUCUUUAUGCCCCUCAGUAGUUUAUCUAUUGCGGGAAAAGGGGGGAGUGCAAAGCCUAGCAAUCCAAAGAUACCAAAGGUCGUUAUCAGAGACACCUCAAACUGGGCUAAAAAAUAUCAGAUGAUAAUGGAAAAGAAAAUUAACAUUCUUAAAGUACAAAAGGAGAGGCUGGGCUUGGCACUCUUCCCAAAAACAGCGCAAGACCACAGGAAUCUGACUGCCCUCCUCAGGGAAAGGGAGAUGGAAUUCCACUCCUUCUUCCUGGAGGAGGACAGAAAGCUAAAUCUGAUCCUGAGAGGUUUCGACAGAAACUUUAAACUGGAGGACAUAGAGAGUGAACUAAAGCGGAUGGGGUUCGAGCCUGAAGAAAUGGGCUGGUUUAACACCGGCCCAGGUCGUAAAAGGCAGACGGACCUCAUCCGCUUCCUGAUCAAAAAAGAACAGGAAGAUAUCUAUAAAGUGGACAGUAUAAUGAACAUCAGGGUCCAAGUGGAGCGCCUCAAAACGUUCCAAAUCAAUAACAUAAGACAGGUGGGACAGUGCCAUCGCUGUCAGGAGUUCGGACACGCCGCGAGCAAUUGCAACGCGGGGCCGCGUUGUCAUAAAUGUGAAGGAAAGCAUCAUUACUCAAAAUGCGAAAAAGAACGUACAACACCGGCCCGGUGUUGCAAUUGCGGCGGCGACCAUCCGGCCAGCUACUGGCGCUGUCCCAAAAAUCCAAAUUUUAUUAAAAUUAACAGAAAAUACGCCGAUGCGUUAAAAAGAGAGCCCACUUUGGGCCCGAUGUUCAGAGGGACUGAAACUGUAAAAGAUCCCGACCCAGAGGCUAAACGGUUAAAAACACCCAUCCAAAACAAUAAUUUAUUAACGCUUUUAUCCUUGCCGGAGGACGAAAUAAACUUAAAAAUAGAUAAAUUAAUCUCCAAACUAAAUAAAUUAACAUCAAAUCCGGCUUUUAAAUUAUUAUUACAAUAAAAAUUAUAACACCUUUUUUUUCUCUCUUUUAAAAAAAAAACAAAAUAAACAACACCGGCCAAAAACCGACGAGCUGGGUGGGCGUGUCCUAGACCUGUGAAACCAACCAAUCCCAGCCGCCCACCCAGCCUAUAAAUAUAACCUACGUCCCACAUCCCAGUCAGUACAAUCCCACGAUCCGUGCCAUCAAAAGCUAGAGCACCUCGAUGCGACCCAGUAAACUAAAGAUAGGCGCCUAUAAACAAGAUAAAAAUACAUCACUAAACCGGCAAGAGCGCAAAAUUGCUAGUCCGGACAAUGAGUGGAUAACAACAACAACUACGUCAUCAUACCCUACGAGAUACAAAAUAUUGACAACCCUUGCUGCCUUAACACUUUAAGGUUAUGUUCAUUAUUUUUCAGUAUUCAUAAAUCACAUUAAAAACACAACAAAAAACUUACCUGAUACAAAUUCUUCGCCGCAACCACUUUUAACUCAACAAUGUUUUCUAGCAACGAAAAUAAAGAAAUGCACACAACAGUAAAAAACGCGAGUUGGCGGUCACAGAAAUUUUGCGCGAUAUUGCCAGCUGGGAGAGAAGUAGAUGACGUUUUGCGGCUUGUGACGGGAAUAUUUGAACGGAUUCAACACAAUGUCAUCUUACCCGGUAUGUCAUCUUAAGCACAAUUCCCCUAUUAUGGUUUCUGAAAACACCACAUUACAUCACCAAUCACAAUUUUUGCCUUUAACUCUGAUAUCUUUUGAAUAUUGAAUUCUGAGCAGUGUUUGGUUGUCCGUCGACUUAAAUGGAAUUAUGGGACAAUAGGCACCCAAGGGACUUGUUUUUCAAGACAUCGAGACGGUGUAGUCUGAUAAGUUGUAUGUCGCUUAGCAAACUGAAAGUGUUGCUUAAAUAAACUACUAAAAAAAAAAACGAAAAAGGAGCCACUUAUAAAAGACUACUGUUAAAAUUGUAAAUGUCUUAAACCCGUCGGAUAUGUUAUUUAGGCAUAAAAAAUCAAAUUUCAAUAAGUCAAUAAAUAAUGAUUUUAUUUUUUCCAUCGUUUAAUAAGGCAGUAUCUUAAAACUAUUCCUAGUAGUGAGUAUGCGCUCCUCUUGCUCUGAUAACUCUGAAACUAAAGGAAUUAUGUGUGGUGUUAAAUUUUAUUCCAAGUAACGUAAUGCCGAUAAGGAAUCGUUUGCAUUUACCACUAAGCCGCUACGCCCAUUGAAGCAUAUAACAGCCAAUAACAUAAUAGACCCUCCGCCAAACCGAACAGUUUCUUACCCAGCCCAGUCCAAAUACCGCUCACCUGUUCGUUGCCAUACCCGAACUCGUCCAUCGUUGUGAUGUAAGCAGAAUCUGGACUCAUCCGUAAACAAAACAUUACUCCAUUGAGGUAUUGUCCAAUGACGAUGUUCUCCGGCAAAAAUUCUUCGAUGUUCUGCUGUCAAACGAGGCACUCUAACCGACCUCCUAGCACGCAAUUGAGACUGAUAAAGUCUAUUAUAUUACUGUUUGAUCAGAAAUUCUGAUUCCUGUUGUGGCUGCUAAGUCAUUUUGAAGCGCUCGUGCAGUAGUGGUUUGUUCCCUAAUCGUCCGCACAGUUAAUAAACUUCUCUUAAAGUUAAUAAAAUUCUCGAGGUUCUUUGACGUUGAGUAUAGGGCCUUCUUCUAAUAAUGCCAUAAAUGAAAUACCGAAUCCAUACUUUGUUUAUAACGGCCGGACUUACAUUGAGAAUUUCUGCGACUCUUCUGGAAUAACCUUCCUCAAUUAACGUUACGGCGCUAGCUAUUUCAACUUCAUUUAGGUACACUCUACGGCGUAUUCUUCUAUCUAGCACAUCAAUAGUCAUGUUUUAAUUGUACAAUUUUAACUAAGACUGAUAAAAACAGGCGCAAAUUUAAUAUGCGCUGAUAACAAAUUCUUAACAUUAAAAUGUCUUUUUUUUUCUGAUGAUAUCCAGGCAAAAAAAAAAUUUAGAACUCUACGAAUAAGGCUAAAGUCUUUACAUCGUGAUUGUAAAAUAAUAUUUUCGUUUAAUUACAAAAUACGUGGAAUAUAGGCUUGUGGAGUAGUGGUUCCUUUUUUCGUUUUGAAUACUUUAUAAACCUAGCCCGCGUGAGUGCUAAAUACUCUUCGAUGUCGUGGUUUGGUGGUGGAAGAACCUGCUUGUUCCUCCCAAUACUAAAGACACUUUGGGCUGCCGCAAUAUUUAUGAUGCCACUAGCUGAAUUUUCCGUCUAUUUAAUCGCAGUAAAUGUGUGAUGAGAGAAACAGAGGGCUUAUCUAUGUGUGUUUUAACAUGUCUAAUAUCAGUUACAUCUCCGGAGAGUCUUUCUAUAGAACAGACUACACUUUCCGGUUAUGCCGAUUAUAGGUUCGGGUCCUACCAGCGGUUCCGCAGAUAUCAAGGGAGCCAAGGAACCGGACAAGCUGAACUCUGCUUCACCAGUUCCUCUAUAACUUUUAUCUACUCUCGUAUAAACUUGGAGUUCACUUUUUCAGGCAUAAAAGUCCUAAUGCCGGCUCACUGCUGACAGAUGAUCCGACAUUAUGUUAUGGCUACCGCAAUUUAACAUUUUCUAAACGCUAUAUGGACAUUUUAACACAACAAAGACAACAAGCAUGGAAAUCAAUGCUCUUGGCGUACUCUCCAGCGAGUAGGCCCUGCUGGUAUAUGAGAUACCACCACAGAAACCUGUUAAAAAGGUGCUAUUUACUUGGAACACACCUCGUACGUUGUCAAAAGAAGUAUAUCUAAUAAAAGAUUAUCAAAUGAGUGCUUUCGAAUUUAAAAAAUAAAUAUACUACAAAAAUGGUCGGGUGUCGAAAAUAUUUUAAAAGAACAUCUAAUUAUACAGGCUCUCACGCGAUUUUCGAGGCCGGUCGUGUAGCAAUGUGUACCAGUGGUACUCACUGGUACACAUUGUUAUAGGGCUCAGUUCCACGAUACAUUCAGGCGCAGGACGCACUAUAGAUUAUAUAUAACAAACCACACCUUACAAAUCUACACCACUAAAUUAGUGAUGUGCAACGAUUACUUUUAUAAGUAUCGAGUAGAUACUGAUACUUCAUAUCUAAGUAUCAGAUAAAGUCCAGUGCAACGAUAUAUUAGAAUGGUCACCCGUCAAAACACUAGCAUUCCACCUGCCAAACAAUGUCAUCCACCUUCUAUUUACAUUGUUUGAGAAGUAAAAUGCUGGUAUUUUGACGGGUGAUCAUUCUAAUAUAUCGUUGCACUGGACUUUACUUUGUAUUCGUUACAAAGUAGUCAUUACUUACUAGUGCAUAUACAGACGAAUAUUAAGAUUUGAUAUGAAUACCUAUAUUAAAUUUAGGGCUUGCAUUGGCGUUUGUUAUAUUUUUCGAGUAUAAUAGAGGGUUAUCAAGUUUUAGUAAGAUAUUAUAAAAUGAUACUUUAAUACUUAUGCAAUAAAAAGUAACCAAAUAAUCAGGCCCGACGGACAAAUUCAAAACUAUUUGAAAGAACAAGGUAUCGAAGUAUCAAGCAAGUAAAUAUAAAUAGGUAUUAUUAAUCAUUUUAUUAAAUAUUGCCAUAUUUGACUUAUAAAAUAAAUUUAGUACGCAUAAGCAGCCACCGGUGACAUGGAAAUUUGGAUUUUAAAAAAGUAUUCGAGUAACGAGUAGUUGGCGUCGAAGGAUUCGAUUACUUCGAAUCUUCGCAUGUAUCAGAUAUUAAAGAAAAGUAAAGUAUAAGCAUGUAAAGUAUUGAGUAGAUACUAUCCGCACAUCUCUACACUAAAUCCUUUUUUUACAAAUCAAACAAACCGAGUGAUCGCUACCACGUUCCCAGCUCCGACCGACCCCGCCGUCCAAGGAGGUAGUGUUGUAAAAAUUCGGAUUAAUUCGAUAUCCGAGUAUUGAUUCGGAUGAAUUGAAAAUUCGGUUUUUUUCAUCCGGAUUAAUUCAUGCGCUCGAUGUCUCGCCCGUUCGGCAAAUUAUGCCAUGUUUCGGGCUCGAUGCUCGACCGUCCGAUAAACAUUUGUUAUAGCUGUUUUUCGAAUAUAAGGUAUGCAUUAUGCAACCCAUUAGACAUUUCAUUUUUACGGAUUUCUACAUGAUGUUAAAACUAAAAUAGCUAAUUAUGUAUGUAAUUAAUCAAGUGUAUUUUAAACGAUGCAAAAUAUCAAUACAAAAAUGCUUUGUUUAGAAAAAAAACUUCUGAUUGUUAGGCGACCCUUAAACAUUUUGGGCGUUCUCGUAUUCUCUCUUAUGUUUCUAAAUGAGUACAAUAAGGAUAGAUAAAGCAAUAUUUAAGCAACGGAAAAGAAAUAGAAAAUACUGCUGCAUAUUGUACUUCGAUCGUGUCACUUCGUGAGCCUCGUGCAAGCUUAUACAAUUAUUUCAUUGUCGGAAGACGGGCGGCGUGUAUCCGGACGAUUUAGAUAUCCGGAUUGAUUCGGAAUAAUUUGAUAUUCGGAUUGAACGGACGAUUAAUCCGGACUCUUCGCAUCACUACAAGGAGGGCGCCCAUCGGAUCGGCUCGGCCGGUUCAAUCGGUAACUAGCGCUCAUAUAAUCGGCAGAACGAAGACACGACGACGUUUAAAAGUGGUUCGACUAUUCGAAAGCGUUUGAAAUUAUAAAUUUCCUGGAAGAAGUUGUUCCACAUCUUUUAGUGACCUAUGAUUAUUCAGUAAUUCUCGGAGAUCUAAAUAUUGAUAUGUUAAAACCUAAUUCAUUAUAUUCUAUGCUUAACUCUUUUGGGUACGUACAAUUAAUAAAUGAACCAACUCGUAUAACAAAUACUACUGCAACAUGCUUAGAUCCCAUUUUUAUCAAUACUAAAGAUAUUUGUCAUUAAAGUGGCACCGUUGUUUCAGGUUUAAGUGAUCACAAUCAAAUACCUUUCUGCACUUUAAAAUUAGUAGUUAAAAGACAAAAACAAAAAUUUAUAACCAUCCGCAAUUUUAAACAUUUCAAUGAGAUAUAUUUUAGGAUCGAUUUAUCACAAACUUACUGGGAUAAUAUUUAUUAUCUUGAGGACAUAAAUAAAAAAGUUCAAUAUUUAGAACAAAAUAUUAAUUAUUUAUUUAAUAUUCAUGCACCCUACAGAACUAUAAGAGUCAGUAAAAAGCCAGCUCCCUGGUUGACAGACACCUUAAGACUUAUUUUAAAGGAACGUGAUAAGGCUUUGACUAAAUACAAAAAUCACAAGUGUUUAGAAAAUUGGAGAUAUUACACGGAGUGUCGUAAUUUUGCGUUGGCAUCAAUAAGACGAGAAAAAGCUGCAUAUCUUGCAAGCUUGGAGAGUGACAAAACUGGUAAAAAACUUUGGAAAGGUCUAGAAACUUUAAAUAUUAAAACAACCAAGAAUAAUAACGAGCUGCCGUUUAAUAUAUCUGAUCCAAAUCAAAUAAACGAUUUUUUUGUAAGUGUUUUUAAUAAAUCUGAUAAAUGUGUAAACAAAAUUAACUUCUACUCCAGUAAUAAAUUUAACGAGGAUAAUUUUCAUUUUUCUUUAGUAGACCAAAGUACUGUGGAAAAAACUAUAAAAAGUAUUAGGUCCAAUGCCUCUGGUGUGGAUAACAUAACUCGACGUAUGUUACACUUAUGUCUCCCUGAUAUACUGGAUCAUGUCACUCAUAUUAUAAAUUGUUGUUUGGAGGUAGGAUAUUUUCCUACGGACUGGCGUGAAUCAGUGGUAUGUCCGAUUCCCAAAUCCUCCAGUCCUGAAACUAUUCAAGAUUUGCGUCCGAUAAGUUUGCUUCCCGUAAUCUCCAAAGCUCUCGAAAGAAUAGUCUAUAUGCAGCUGUCAUCAUUUUUAAUGUCAAAUAAUAUCCUCCCUUCCCAUCAAUCUGGUUUUAGGAAACAUCAUAGCACAGCUAGUUCACUUCUAAACGUCACCGAUAAUAUCAUGCGAGCUCUUGACAAAAAGAUUUCAGCCAUUAUGAUAGCCCUUGAUUUCUCGAAAGCAUUUGAUGUCAUCGAUCAUGAUUUGCUUGUAGCGAAACUGAAAUAUUAUGGCUGUAGUGAGGUUGUUUUGUCCUUUUUUAAAACUUACUUAUGGCGUAGAACCCAGAAAGUGAGGGUGAAUGAUGAAUAUUCUGCUUCGAAAAAUAUUAUUUCUGGUGUCCCACAAGGGUCGAUCCUAGGCCCAUUAUUAUUUCUUAUAUAUACUUCAGAUUUACCCGGUCUAGUUGAAGAUUCUGAAAUACAUCAGUAUGCUGAUGAUACUCGAUACAUACAUUAUUUUGACUCUGCUAAUUUUGAUAACGUGGCUGAUACUAUUAACGCUGAUCUGAACGUAAUAAAUCAAUUUUCAAAAGAGCAUAACCUUGUCAUUAAUCCUAAUAAAACAAAAAUGGUUUUGUUUUCAAACCGAGGAUCGCAUAAAAAUAUAAUGGAAACUGUUCACAUUCAAUUGGAUAACGAAACUAUUUUGUUCUCUGAUACUGUGAAGGUUCUGGGACUUACAAUAGACAAUUCUUUAAGGUUUAAGGAACAUGUUAAUACUCUUCUGCGGAGGUGUUAUUUACGCAUGCGUAUGCUUUAUACCAAUAAACACAUUUUAAAUUUUAAAACUAGGAAAAAACUUGUAGUGGCUCUUGUUUUAUCUAUUCUAAAUUACUGCCUUAUAGUUUAUUAUUCUUGCUUAGACCAAAUAAAUCGUUACCGCCUGCAACGCGUGCAGAAUACUUGCUGUAGAUUUAUUUUUAACCUCGGAAAGUUUGAUCAUGUAUCAGACUCUAUACUUCAGUUGAGGUGGUUAACGCUACCUUACCUAUUCAAAUUCUUCACUUCUACUUUUCUUUAUCGAUUAUAUGUUAGUCAAAGACCUGAAUAUCUUUUUGAAAAGUUAAUACCAAGAAACCAUGUUCAUACUCGAAAUAUUAGAUACAAUAUCUUGACCAUGCCGCACCAUUCCACGGCUCUAUUCGAGCGAUCUUUUACUUAUAAUGCCGUUAAGUUCUUUAAUACUUAUAAACCAAUAUUUAAUACUUCGUUAAAUGUGUAUAGGAAAUAUUAUAAACUUUUGUUUUUAAAUCAAUCCAAAAUAUAGUCUAGUGUUCUAGAAGAUGAAUACUUUAUAUAUACUUGUUUCUUUUUUUGUUUUUUUUUUCUCGUUUUCUCCAUUUAAACUGUGAAUGUUAGGAAGGUUAAGAGUUAAAGAGUAGCUUUAAGCUAAUCUUCGCCUUCUUGGCAAUGUAGUAUUAAGUAAUAUUGUAAGAUUAAUAUUGCUUUUUUUUUUAAUAAAGACAUAUUAUUAUUAUUAUUAUUAUUAUUAUUAUUAUUAUUAUUAUUAUUAUAUUCGAGCAUAUAGAAGUAUUGUGAUUAAGCUCCCGUUUAAGCGUUUUAAAAAAAAAAAAGAGCAGUUCCUCAGAUUCUAAAGGGGAUGUUAUGAUUGCAGUAGCUUGUGUUGAAGUAGAAGCAGUAGAAAAGCGUAGGAGAUUUUGGGUGCAUAUUUUUUUUAAAAGAAGAGAUUUCGGACAAUAUCAUCAUCUAUUUUAUGAUUUGGUGGAGGACGAAGAUGUUUUUCAAAUAUUUUAGAAUAUGUUCAGGGUGAUUUUGUAUAUUGUCAUGCCUCCGCCCUCUUAAUUUUUUUAUACCCCACUAAUUAGAAAAGAAAACAGCUUCGAUUAAAAUUUCGUUUGACAUAUUUAUCAAAUCAACGGUUUUUAAAAUUCUUUGAAACAGUUCCUCACUCUAUACGAAAAAAUGCUAAAAUAGUCGCAGGCUUUCGGUGCAAUCGGCAAAAGUUGCCCUCCUCACAAUAUGAGAUCGUCGCCGGAGAAAACCGAUUCAGUGCGCACGGCCCCAUUUAAAUACAUGUGAAGCAAAUCCGGCCGAUUGUACCGACCGUGCCGAGAUAAUCGAUGCCGAUUCAGUGGGCGCCGUGCUUAAUUCUCUAAUUGUCGUUUGCCAAUUGUGUUCCUUGCAUGUUCUAACUACUCUACUGGUGUAAUUCAGAGCACGCUGUUCUGUUCAUUCGUUGAAUGCUUUUGCUAGUAGAUGCCGACAGUGGGAAUCUCGUCAUUUACUGAGCAGGGUACUCAGUGUGGCAAUGUGGGGUAUAGACUAUUUAUUAAAGAAAAUCAUACAGCUUGUUUGUAAAAACAUGUUUUUAUUAAUCAGGUUGAUAAGAAAAAAAACCACAAAAUACACUCUAUAUGUUUUUUUGUUAAUUUAACGCGAACUUAGGUAUACAGGGGCCUGGUACAAAGGGGCGUAACUUCGUCAAAAAUGCGUAACUUCUAAAUAAAGAUGGCUUAAUUUUUUUCUCCGGCAUAAGAGCAAUGUGACCAACGACUGCAUUGCCGGCAUUUAAUCCGUCAUUCAUUAGAUUGAGAUCAUAGGAAUCUUCAAUCCAGAUACUCAGCAUCUUCGUCAGCCUCCGAAGAUACACUUUCAAUGUUCCUGGAAGUAACUUUAGAUUCUUUCAUUUUCUUUGGUGAAUCUGAUCCGAUUUGCCUUCUAAACUCUUCGACUCUUCGUUAUGUUCUUUUUGCAGAACAAAGGUAAAAACACAAAGUCACGGUCAUCUCAUCAAAUCCGUAUAAUUUUUUUUUUAAAAGCUACACGUGUUUCAUCAUCAGGCCUAGACCUACACAGAUCACAUUACAACUAACAACAGUUGUUAACUAACAUGAUGCUUCAAUAGGAGCGAAACACGUGUAGCUUUAAAAAAAAAAAAUUAUACGGAUUUGAUGAGACCGUGACUUUGUUUUGUUUUCGUUUGGUCUCUUAGAGAAAAAAUGGAUGAUACGUUUCUAUUCUUUUUGCAGUCUUUUUUUUCCUUGCGUGUUUUGUUGUUUAACAAGUUCGUUUUUGUAAGGUAAUUCAGGAAUUAUCGCUGUUUUGCUUCGGCGUGUAGUUCUUUAAGUAAAGGAAAUAUGAGUUCAGGCGACGCUCUAAAAGCAUACCUUUUUGUUUUGUGAAUGCCUGAACAUCCAGGUUGUGAAGAAGUUGGUCAUCUGCAUCUUGCUGAUAUUUCUUCCUGAACAUUCAGAUUACGGAGAGUUUGUUCCAUGAGUUGCUUUAGGAACCUUUUGCGGCGAUUGAACCGUUCCCACCGGAUUUUCUGGAACAUUGGUUGUUCCGGUUCAAAAUCUGCACCUGUAAAAACAUUUCAGAGGUCGAAUUUCUGUUGACCUAAACGAAUUUACAGUAGUUGUCAUAGUGGCAGCAGCAAUACACAACUGUCCAAACAAUCUAGCAGGCUGAAAUUGUUAUUGGUAACCACUCAAUCUAGAUGUUCUCGCAACCAUUUUUUGCCUUCAUUACUCUGAGAACUCAAGGGUUUCAUAAAUCCGACAUCCAGGGGCUAAAGAUGGUGUCAGGGGCGGCUCGUCAGGUGAAGGUGAGCUUCACCAGAAAAUAUAAAUAAAAUAAGAAAAUAAAAACAACAUAUGAGUAUUCGUUUUUGAUCUAAGAUAACAAAAAGUACCAGAAUAACUAGUUUUUAUUAAAUAAUAUAUCAGUUUAUCCAAUAAGCAAUAAAUUCUAUUAAUCAGUUCUGCGCCGCAACCCGCAAAACCCCAAUAUACUAAUUUAUGUCCAAGUGAAGAUCCCGUGUUAUAUCCGCGAUCGCCUUCACACGUCAGCCUCGCGCGGCAUCGGAUAAUCGGCCAUAAGAAACUGAGUUAGAAAAUAAGAAACUGUUGUUUUUCGCGGUGUCGGGCGUUUAUUUGGGGUUAGUUUGGGAUUUUUCGGAUUUUGGAUAUUAGUUAGUAGUGUGUUGGAUUUUUUGCGGUUGUGGAGAUUGAAGAUUUUUUUAGACAAUAUUUAUAAUAAACUAAAUAAAAAUGAACCCGAUUAAUGACAUAGUGUGCAACAUACUGGAAACUCCCUUCAGACAUUGGAUGAAUGAAAAUAAAAAAAAAUGUGCUGUUAUAUGGUCGACCAACCAAUAUUCUAAGCAUAGAAUUAAAAAAGGAAGCAAAGAAAAGAGGCAAGUCUUAUAAUAUUAAUUUUACGCCUUCUUGGUUUACCGAAUUUCCGCGGCUUUUCAAUUGGCUGUGUAGCAGCACGGUGCUGCAAAGAUUAUAUUGCUGUUUACUAUUUUCAAACAAACAAUCUGUAUGGAAUAGGGAUGGCUUUACAGAUUUUAUUAAUAUUAAUAGGUCCUUGCAUAAACACCAUUGCCGACGCCUUAAAAGAAAAUGCUCGACUAUAUAAAUUAAAAUUUAAUGAAAAUGUUAGAUUAAAUAGAAUUUGUAUGAAAACAGUUAUCGACGCAGUUUUGUAUCUCAGUAAACAAGAGUUGCCGUUUCGCGGACAUGACGAGAAAAUUGACUCAAUAAACAGGGGAAAUUUUAAAGAGUUAUUAAAUUUGUUAAUGGAUGUAAGUCCUGUCGAAAUCAAAAACCACUACAACAAAUUUAAAAAUGUUUUUAGUGGGGAGUCAAAAACAAUUCAAAAUGAGAUAAUUGAAUGUAUUUCAAAUUACAUUAGUGACUGCAUUAGAUCUGAAAUUAAGGGUACUAAUUUUUUUCCCUCCAAAUUGAUGACACUACUGACAUAACUCAGACCUCACAGUCAUCAAUAAUAUUAAGAUUUGUUAAUGUUAUGAUGUUAGUGCUGGGAAAACCGCUGAUCAUUUGUUCACUAUGGCUGCAACAGUUUUAGAACCUUUAGAAUACGAAGAUAAGCUAAUAGGACAGUGUUAUGAUGGAGCGAGUGUAAUGUCAGGGCAUUUGAAUGGACUUCAGCAAAAAAUAAAAGAACAUGACCCACAAGCAAUUUUUGUGCAUUGUCUAGCACACCGACUUAAUCUUGUUUUACAACAGAGCUUUAGGAAGAUUUCAAAAUGCCGCAUUUUUUUGCAACUAUUGCAGGAAUUUCAUAAUUAUUCCAUAGUUCACCAAAAAGAUCCUACGCUCUGGCAUCUACAUCAGCUAGACGUAUGCCAACAAUUACAGAGACACGAUGGACUUCUAAUUCAAAAUUAAUCAACGUAAUUAUUGAUGACUGGCAAAAACUUAAACAGACUUUUGACAAUAUUAUGAAUUCUGAAGAGUCUGAUCAUAAAUCAGUUCAGUUGGCUAAAGGCUUUUUAAGAGAGUUUAAUGACUUUGAGUUUACAUUUUUAGUAACAGUGUUUAGCGAUAUUUUCAAUUUAACAGAUAUUUUAUAUGAUGUUCUUCAAAAAAAAUCCCUGGAUAUUAAUUAUUGUUUAAAUCAAAUAAAAGGAACGCGUCAAUUGUUAAGCAAUAAAAGAAAUGAAGAAGUUUUUAAUACAAUUUUUGAUAAAGCCAGCAGUACCAUAAAUACAUUGAAAAGAUGUGAAGCUGGAUUGAACAAAAUAGAAAUUAUCAAACAAUAUAGAGCUUUAUAUUUUGAAAUAUAUGACCAGGUUUUAUCAGAAAUGGAUGUACGUUUUCAAGAUUGUGAGAAAUUAAAAUUUGUAUGCUUAGCAGAUUCAACAAAGUUUGAAACGUACAGUUUAACAUUUCCUUCGGACGCUUUUCAAAAUUUUUUAGUCAACAAAGACUAAAAAAUGAACUUUGACUUCUGUAUGCCGAUGAAAAUUAUAAAAAUGUGAAUUUGCAAGAACUAAUAAUAAAAUUAAAACCAAAUAAAGACAUUUUUACGGAAGCUUAUAAUUUAUUUUGUCGAAUUCUCACCAUUCCAUCGACAAGCGUGUCCGUAGAAAGGAGUUUUUCAUGUUUAAAAAGGCUAAAAACAUUUACAAGAAAUACUAUUUCACAAGAAAGACUUUUCAGUUUGGCUAUUAUUUCACUACAUAAAGAACUAUUAAAAGAACUUAUGCAAAUGCAACAUCCGUUUUACGAGGAUAUUAUUAACCGAUUCGCUUCCCUAAAGGACCGAAGGAUCGACUUGAUUUAUAAAAAGUAGGUAACUCAGCUCUAAGUAUAAUACUGUUUUCUGGGCCAUACAGAUCUUCACCUACUUUUUUUCCCACGAGCCGCCACUGGAUGGUGUGUGCAGUGUAGAGGGAAGCACAAUAUAACAACACGAUUGAUUUUUCCGAGCCAUAUCAAAAAGUUUUAACACGAGUAGCGUGAAUAUCGAGUAACAAAAAUACCGUAUCUUCUUUGGUUGCAUGCGACCAUUCUAUAAAUCUUUUAACACAAGACAUCUAGUAAUUCAGGCGUCAUCCGCUUUUGGGAAAAAAUACACAUGGGAGGUAUCACUGAAGCAAACAAUACUUGUCAUUAAUUUACCUUUCACAGUCUAAAUGUUCUAAGUGAUUGGUGAUGUGCGGUGGUUGCUGGAAUUCGGAUCCUUGCAGGUACUUACGGCGAUUCCUGUUUAAAGGAUUCUGCAGAUUUCCUUUUUAGCUUUCAAGGAAUGCAGCGGUCUUCAAACCAUAGAAACGAACCGAAAAAGGCGAUUUUUGUCCUAACUAGGAAAGACCGAACUACCGACUGCACCAAUUAUAUGGUUAUUCCAGGAAUUUGCUUUUUAAAAACAAAUUUAUUUGAGAACGGUUACAAUUAACCUAACUUAACUUGGUCUUAACACCUAAUGAAUCUGCUUACAAUAAAAUCUUUGAAGUUUAAAGGUGUAUUUGCCGACAAAGUAGCGGUAGCGGGUUAGUACCCGUAACCUACGUUUUAAUUGAAGAAUAAUAAUUAGUAUUUAUGGAGUGAAUAUGUAACCGGAACAAAAUUGACAUACUAAUUAUGCUGGGGGCUUCUCCAGGAGAAUUAUCAGGUAGUUUUAAGUAGAUAAUUAGUAAAUCCGAACCGUAAUAUACAAGCUGUUCGAAAAAUAGACGGAGAUAUUUCAAUGGGUGAUUUCUUGUAAAAAAAUAUGAGAAAAAGUUUCUAUAAACAUGGGCCCGGAAAUGCACAGUUUUCAAGAUACAGGGUGAUACAUUUUUUUUUUAAAUAUUAAUUUUUUAUUAAUAUUAAACAAAAUAUUUACUCGAAUCUUUUGAAAUUUGGCUGUAUUAAUUGUUGUAUUAAGAGGCUAAUUUAGCCCUAAUUAGAUUAAAAUUAUAAGGUUCAGUUGCGUCCCAGGGGACAUCGUAACAAAUGUUAUUGGCAAAAAAAUGUACGCCUCUGCUUUUUUUUCAACUUUAAUAUUUGUUGUUUGAUUAAGCAUUUAAAAGGACAACUUUUUCGCCUCUUGUAUUUUUUUCGUAUUUCACUUUGUUUUCGACAAAAAAAAUAAAUACCGUUUUAUUGCAUGCCGCUGGACAAAAUUGGUUUAUUAAUUUUUGGUAAAAAAAUCAAAAACAUUUCUAGGAGCUUUUUAUUGCAACAACAACUACAACAAAUGUUGGAAAUGUCCACUAUCCAUUUCUGUCCACCUUCUCACUCGACGAAUCAUUAAACGACGCACUCGAGCUAAAAUUCGAGGUCUAUUUCUCACUUCUUCGCAAGCAUUUACAAUUUCAUUUCUUAACUCUUCUAUUGUUGGUAUGGGACUUGCAUAAACCAGACUUUUAAGAUGUCCCCAUAAAUAAAAAUCUAUUGGAUUUAAGUCAGGGGAGCGAGGUGGCCAUUGAAUUGGUCCACCUUGAAACCGGUAUUUAUUUUUUUAUCGAAAACGAAGUGAGAUACGAAAAAAAUACAAGAGGCGAAAAAGUUGUAUUUUUAAAUGCUUAAUCAAAUAACAAAUAUUAAAGUUGAAAAAAAGGCAGUGGCGUACGCCAACUUUUUUUGCCAAUAAUAUUUGCUAAUAUGUCCCCUGGGACGCCACUGGACCUUAUAAUUUUAAUCUAAUACAACAAGUAAUACUGCCAAAUUUCAAAAGAUUCGAGUAAACAUUUUGUUUAAUAUUAAUAAAAAAUUAAUAUUUUUAAAAAAAUUUAUCACCCUGUAUCUUGAAAACUGUGCAUUUUCGGACCCAUGUUUAUAGAAACUUUUUCUCAUAUUUUUUUACAAGGAAUCACGCAUUGAGAUAUCUCCGUCUAUUUUUCGAACACUCUGUAUAAAACCUGAAUUUCGCAACUUCGUUAUAAUAGGUUACGAAAGUCACAAGUUGGUUCUGCAUUUAAUCAAGAAAGGUUUUUACCUUUUUAAUAUCACCAACUAUUACAAGUUACGAAGUACGCCGAAAAAUUACCAAAUAUGUGGCUCAAAAAAGUCUGGUAUCUUUUGUUUCGUAAAAAAAUAUCAACGUAUGAGUAGCUAACGUUAAAAAAUAACGGAGAUAUCCUGAAAUUACAACUUAACUCAGACACCUAUACAGUGUUGUCAAUAUUUCACUUGUAAAAUCGUAAAGCACUAAUUUCAUAACCUGAAUCAUUUUUCUUUAGACUUGAUCAAACGCAAUAUGUACUUUAUAUUGUUAUAAAUCCAUAACUAGUCCUGUAGUAGGAUAUUAGAGCAAUUAGACGUAUAGACUUCAGUUGUGAUUUAGAGCCAUUUUGACUGCAUUCGGUACUAUCAUGUCACAUGACACCCUCAAAAUCUUAAUUCAUUACUAUAACCGCAUAAGUCUUGUGAAUGCAGUGUUUCAGGGCAUAUUAGUGUCAUAUUUUUUUCAAAUAGAAUUAGGAGGUAGGAAUAUUGAUGAUGUGUCAUAUAGAGGCUUGUGUCUAUAUUUAUACUUAAUGCAUCCAUUAAAUAUGCUUUUUUUACAGAAAGUUUUAAAACUAGCGUUUGAAAUAGACUAUGGGCCAGUACAGUUUGCAUACAUAAUUUUUGAUGUGAAAAAAAAAUGCAUUUAUGUAAAUAUUACAACAAAAUGGUGUUUUCAAACGUUUUUUGGCUCUUUGGACUAUUAUUUUCGGACAUAUCUAAAAAAAGGUAUUUUUGUAGAGUGCAAUGUUAUUUAGGGACAAUAAGUCUUAAAAUCGAUGGUUCUUAUGUGUCUUUUAAAUCUGGCUUUAUAUUCUGUAAAGAUGCGCAAACAUUUUAAAGAGUCUCUAAGAUAUUGUGGUAGUAUGUUUGAUUCUUGAAAGCAGGUAGGUGAUUUUUUAAAAUAAGAACCUUGUUCCUGUCUGUGUAAUUGUAGAUCUAGUAGAGCAACAUGCAGUUGUGGCCAAAAUAAUAGCUGUAUUUAAAACUUUGUUUAAUAAUCGGGUUGGAUUUGAAGUUAAUGAAAUUUCAGAUCCCAAAACUUAAUAUUGCCGAUAUUUUUACCUAUAUAAUAUUCCAGUUAUUAAAAUUACCACACAUGAUUUAAAGAGAUUAAUUGAAUUUAAAAAGAAACUUAUUUGUUGGUUGGAGAAAAGUAGAGUAACUUUGCUUCAAAAGUGUUUUUAUUUAGACAUCAAUAUAAAAAAGACUUUUUUCAUUUGUUGGAAAGUAUCCGCUAUUCUGAAUAACAUUUUGGCAUAUCAUUUAAGAAAUUAUGGUUGUAUACAUAUGGUCCCUUAGUUAGGAUUUUCCUCUGAUUUUCAAAUCCAAAGUGUCACACUAAUUAGCAAUCGAAUUGAGAUAUGGAGUCUUAUCAAUUUCAUUCCAUAAUAUUCAAAUGUUUAUUAGUAAUAAAUAUGCUUUGCAUUUUUACAAGUCAAGGGUAACUAAGAAUAACAUUUACAUAAUUAAAUGAAAAUUGGACACCACAUUUUACAAAAGACACUUUGUCCUUAGUGCUACUCUUCAAAGGUAUGAAGGCGUUACAUUUUAAGAAACUUUUAAUUCGUUCUUUAAAACUGCUCUAGCUGAGUCUCCGAACAACUUCUUUUGAUAGCAUGACCGUUCAACGAUCUUUGGCUAUCAGGUUGAUAACUAUUGUUGUGUUGACAGCUGCUCGGAAAAGUUGCACUGUAGAUUCCACGUGUCAUUGUCUCCAAUUCUUUAACCACGAUGUUCUCCUACUUCCUGGACUACGCUUGCCUAGGGUUUUUCCCUCUAUAACAACAUACAAGAUCUCAUAUUUCUCCGAGUGACUCAUGAUGUGACCAAAAUAUUCUAAUUUGCGUCGUUUGAAAGUUUUGAUUACUUCUAAAUCUAUGCGAUUGAGAACUAUGUUGUCUGUCUACCCAACUGAUUUUUACUAAUCGCCGGUACAUCUACAUCUUGAAUGAUUCUAAACGUUUAAGUAUUAAUGCUUUCAUACCGUACAAAAGGACUGAUAGACCUAGGCAUUAAACAUCCUAACAUCUUUUUGAGUGUAAAAUAUUUAAAGCCAUAGUAGUUGGUACCAUUUCUGACUUAGGAACUCUAGAGCUAGUUUGCAUUGUUUCGGGUGAGGUAUGAAAACACUCGGCCGAGUCGGCAACCCCAGCUGUACAAAGAUUCAUACAAAGGUUCAUAUUAUAUCUUGAAUACAGUUGGGUCAUCAUUAACCAGUAUAAUAUUGCCACCUCUCUAAAAGUUCAAAAGAUCGUUUACAUAAAUGAGAAAGAGUAUUGGGCCUAAUAGGACAAUUCGGAUUUAGAUACCAAUGCCAAAAGUUCUAUUUGGCUGGAAAUCAUUUGAAGCAAGCUUUCUAAGCAAAAUACUAUGAGACAGUCAAAUUCUUUGAUCAAGUCCAGGCAUGACGCGACGAUGUCCCUUCCCCUGAACUGAAGCCAAAUUGUCCCUGAAAGAAUAAGUCUCAUAAGUUUAAAUUCAGAAAAGAUUUUUAAUUUUGUUAAAUGUUAAAGGGCAGCCUUUGAAGAGCAUCACUUAGAUUUUCACUAAAUUGGGGUGGACAACCACAGUGGCAAAGUAAAUGUUAAAGUAAGUACCAUGUCAUUUUGGAAGGAUAAACUAAAGGGACUUGGUUUACCUCUAUGAAUGUAUGCUUAGAUUUUCAACAUAAUGAUAAUGAGCGCCUUUCUUUCCAACUAGUCCAGCUUGAUACCUAUUUUUGAAAUCAUUAACUGCUCUAGCGGACAUUGAAUUUGAUUUAUUUCGUUGAGACAAGGAAAGAGACAAGAGGCCUAUCCCUCAUGAUCCUCAACUCAUCGUUAAACCAGUGUACUCUGUCUCUUCCCCUGAUAUUUAUCUUAGUUUGAAACACAAUUUGAUGCCCCCGAUCAGCAAUCCUAUGCAUAAAAAGUAGAACUUACUUUCCAUAUUUAGUUCAGAAUAAUUAUUUCAACUCUACUUUUCAGUUUCAAGGAUGUAAUGCAAGUCAAAUAACCUCUAACCCUUUAUUAAGUUGAGUUGGACCCUGCAACGAUGGUUUGUAGGGUUUGUUUGAUGUAACAAAUUUGUAAAAAAUAUUAGGAUUCGGGUGAGUAAUGACAUUUGCUGUUGGAUGGAGACUCAAGGUUCGGAAAAGAUCACAUCCAGAGUUCUUGCAUUGUUAAUAUGAAUGGCCUGUUCAGGCUAGGAAACAAAAAAAGUCCGGGUGGCCACAUCUGGGCUGUAGGGCGGCUGUGGAAGCGUUGGGAUGCUGGCAGGCAGCUGUGCACACGAAAGGCGGUGUGAGUCGGGGCGUUGUCGUGGUGCAACUUCCAGUCGGCUGAGAUGUCUUGUUGGACCCGAUUGAGCCUUCAUUUGAGUCUCUUGAGCACUUCCACGUAAAACUUGGGUGUUGACGGUUUGUCCAGGAGAAACAAAUUUAUGGUGGACGAUGCCUUUGAUGUUAAAAAAAAACAACGAGCAUCGAUUUCACUUUUUUAGGCGAGGAAACGCCAUCGUGAGCCACAUCGUGUGAUUACGUUAUUCAAAAAUUCGGGGUCACUUUCACACAUUUUGGUCGAUUUCUGGUCGUCAGUGAGCACUUUUGGGACCAUCUUCGCGCACACCUUGAAAAUGUUCAAAUGCUGUGUCACAAUGUCAUGAACCACAGAUUUUGGUAAAUUUAACAUCUGGGCAACUAAACGAAUACUUAGUCGACGGUCUGAGUUCAAAACUUUGCGCACACGAGUCACAUUGUUGGUGUUUCUCGAAGUCGAAGAUCCCAGCACGGUCUUCAUCAGCGACCUCUUUCCGGUCAUCCAAAAAGGCCUGGAGCCACCGAAACACACCACUUCUUGCUAAAGGAACAUCUGGGUAGGCCUGCUUGAUCAUAUCAAACGCCUGUCACAGAUUUACCGAGUUUCACACAGAAUUUAAUCGCGUACCUCUGUUCUAACGAACAGAGCAUUUUCGGCUCGCACCACUCACAGAAACACGUCGCACGAAAAUGCCUGUCUUCAUGAAAAGAAGUCGCACGGGGCUAACUCUGGCGAAUGAAGAGUUAGCCCCGUGGCUGAGAUUGUUCUGUUCUUCUCGAGGUAGUCGAUGAGGAUCACACCUUGUGAAUCCCAGAAACCGGUGGCCUCCACAUUUCCAGCCGAUGGGACCGCCUUUCCCUUUUUCGGAGCAUAUUCGCCGGGUAAAGUCCACUGUUUCGACUGUUCUUUGGUCUCUCGUGUAUACCAGUGGAUCCAUGUUUCGUCGACCGUCACAAAACGACGCAGAAACUCCUUCGGAUUGCGCUUAAAUAGCGUCAAACACAGCUCUGAAGUGGUCUCAUGGUUGCGCUUGUUGUCCAGAGUGAGCAAACGCGGCACCCAUCGCGCCAACAGCUUUUUCAUGCCCAAAAUUUCAUGUAGGAUAUAACCUACGCGGUCUUUCGAGAUGCCUACUCUCUCGGCUAUCUCGCGCACCUUCAAUCGGAGGUCUGCCAAUACGACUACACAUUUUCGUUAUACACGUCCGGCCAAUGAAGGUCUUGGGUGCGAUAAUCAAUGUAUUAACUUGUAAUACUAGGUUUAAGUCAGAAGUUAAAAAAGAAUAAUAGCGUUUCUCCUACUCGUCCUCUAAUAAUUUCAGUUCGACCCAAUUUGAAUAAAUAGACUGAGACGUGUGACAAACGCAAGCGCCUAUGAAUUUCGACAUCCAAGUAAGAAAUUUGGCGGGCGUUACGACGCUGUUUGCUAAACUUAAGAUUACUACUUAACAUUAUAAAAUAUCUUAAAUUGAGGUUCACGCAUUACAAUAGCGUGCAAUACCCCAAUCGAGAGUCUCAAUUAAUCUUCUUUAAUUUAAAUGGCCUUAGUAACAACCAGACCUGAACAUCUCAAGUGAUGUUAUAUGUCAAAAAAACAGAAUAGUCAACUAGUGAACUGUGGUUUCUUACUAGAGCGGUGAUUUUUAAUAAAUUAAACUAAUUUAAGUGAUCGUUUAUUUUGUCCACAACUCUACUGUAUACAACAGUUUUGGCAAUAAGCGAGAUGUAACCCAAAAGAAUUAAAAAGCUUUAAUUUUCGAUCUGAUUUUAACCGUUACGUUUUAUUUAUAAGGGUUUUUGAAUGUAAUAUUUAGGUUUGCUUGUUGAUUUCUUUGUAGAUAUAAGCAUUAUUAAUGUAAUUAAUAAGUUACCAAUAAAAGUUAAAAUAUUUA